Branchiostoma floridae (Florida lancelet) is the source of this 1644-nucleotide messenger RNA. Its product is annotated as ubiquitin-like protein 4A. Gene Ontology annotation, molecular function: protein binding. Bases 141 to 602 code for a protein of 153 amino acids. Lineage: Eukaryota; Metazoa; Chordata; Leptocardii; Amphioxiformes; Branchiostomatidae. The record is from RefSeq and is a predicted model, not a curated record. The transcript has 4 exons. Gene Ontology annotation, biological process: post-translational protein targeting to endoplasmic reticulum membrane.
UCCCUCCGCGUCGCCAUGUUUACAAAUGUUCGAGUGAAAGUUUCACUUUAGGGUGGCAUGCAUGCUUUGUUUUUCCUAGAAAACAGGAAGUUUCGACAUUUUAGGUGGACCCAGUGAUCACGUAUAGACUACAGGGAAACAUGUUUAUCACUGUGAAGAUAUUACAGGGCAGAGAAUGUUGCAUAGAAGUUGCAGAUGCAGACUCGGUCAUGUCAGUCAAACAGCUUGUAGCUAGAGAACUGGAUGUACCAGUGGACCAGCAGAGAUUAGUCUUCAGGGGGAAAACAUUGGCAGAUUCACAAUCUCUGGGAGACUACAACAUAGGACCAGAUGCCAAAAUACACCUCAUGGUUCGUAAAGUAGAGAAACAGCAAAGCAGUACAGACUCCACAGAUAGGAAGGACACAACAUUUCUCUGGGACGAGACAAAAAAAUUGUUGUUAAAACAUUUUAGUCCUGAAGACGCAGACAAGGUUAUGCAGAAUUUUAGAAGGGAAUUUGAAUCUACAAUAGCAAGCGUUAGCCUGGACGAUCUAGAGAGAAUGGCAUCAGCGAACCUACAGAAACGACAUUUCAUUGGUGACCAGUCAACUUCGUCAUAGGACUCACUGUAUGCCAUUCAUGGACAUUUUGUUUCCCAGCUUGGUACUAUCAGCAUUAUGAGAGGAAGGAAAAGAAAGGAUAUCAAUGCAUAUUGUGUAUGAACUUUUAAGAAGUGGUGCAGCAUUUCAGUUUGCUGCCACUGUGAUUCUGUUAGCCAUAUCAAGGAAUACCAUCUGUAGGUACAAGCGUGUAUGCUAAUUUCAUGAUUUUCAAAUUAACAAACCCUGGGACUCUAAAAGGGGUGUGUCCAGCUUUGAAUUUUUUUUGUGUCUGUCUUACUCUUUGUUUUGGAGCCCACUUUGUUAUUUUUUGUUGUUGAAUCUGUCAGUUUAAUAUUAUGAAAAUGAAUUGUCAUCACCAGUACUCUCAUGUUAUGUUUUGAUUGGGCUGUUGAAAAUUCUGAUUCCCUUCUUCAGGUCUCAACAUUAACCCCAUUUUCCCCAGCAUACGAAGGGAUCUGUAAAAUGGUCUAUGGUACAGGGUAUGCCAUCGUUAUGUACUAUGGUACAUGUUUAUUGUAUUUUAUGUCAUAAUAAUCUUUGUUUUCUUAUGCUAAAUAUGUUGAGUAACUUUCCCCUAUUGUUGCUAUGGUUAUCAUCUUGAACCCAUCACUUAUUGUUUAAGAAGAAAUUUAGACACCAGAAAUGUAAAUUAGCUAGUUGUGAAUGUAAAUUUUAUCUCUGACUACAUUACACUUAGUCUAUCAACUUAUUUCUAUGAAUUACUAUGUUACAAUGCAAAUGCAAAAAAUAGGUCCCAAAUUAAAGUUGCUUUCCAAAUUGCAACUAUCAGCAGUGCUGUUACCGUCCUAUCCUCACAAAUGUCUCAAAAUGUAGCCAAUUGUAUUUAUUUGUAAAUGAAGGGAAAAGUUACGACUGCUGCAUUCUGUCAUUUGUUCUACCUUGGUACAUAUAAGAAUGGACAAAGGGAAUGUGUCAUCUCAUGCCGUAUGUUGGUAGAUGUAUUUAAUAAGAAAUCUGUACGAUUUUCAUUCAAUGUAUAAACACUCAACAAUUGUGCUGAAUACAUUGUUGUACAUAA